Molecule: messenger RNA, 3152 nt
Organism: Cydia splendana
Lineage: Eukaryota; Metazoa; Arthropoda; Insecta; Lepidoptera; Tortricidae
Product: methyltransferase-like protein 25B
Exons: 6
Coding region: 64-1392 (442 amino acids)
Source: RefSeq, a predicted model, not a curated record
AGUUUCCAGACGGAAUCAAAAUAAAAAGCUUUCUUUAUAAUUUAAACAUAAGGUAUAAUUAUAAUGUGUUCGCAAAAAGAUACAAUUGAAGAUGCAAUCUUUAAAUCUCUGAAGGUAAUACGCAUGUACGACUGGCUUCUGGAUCUGUAUGUACUAGACUUUUUUGUAGAUGAUCAUUGGGCAAAAUUGCCAUUAUCAUGGCGAAAAUGCUUCGAAAACAUGACUCCUCAAGACCUAGGGAAUAUUCUCUCUGGAAUCUCAACUAGUCAUGUUUUGCCUUUAUCAUUUUUAUCUUUAGUAAAAUCAGUGGAAGUUUUAAGCCUUCCUCGUAAGACUAAGUUGGAAAAAAGUAAAAAAGUCAAUAAUAAUGAAGAUUCUUUUGGUGGUCACCCCAAAUUAAAAAAUCUGUUUCUAAAACAUGUAAAAUUAAAAAAGAGGCAUGAAAUCAGUCUAAUGGCUCAAGUUGUGAGUUUCGUAGCUUUAGAGAGUAAAUGUAAUGCUGUGAUAGACUUUGGCUCAGGCUUGGGGCAUUUGGUGCGGGUGCUGGCAUACAAAAAUAAUCUUCAUGCGGCCGGGAUAGAAUGUCAAUCACAAUUGACGGAGGAAGCUAGGAAACUUGAUCUACAAUUAGAGUACACAGCCAGUAAACACUUAUCAGAAAGCAGCAUAGCAUCUCUUCAAAGACCAAUCCAUUUAAACAUGACCCUCACUUCCAAUGAACAGCUACAUCAUCUUAAACUCCCGGAGCCAAUGAAAACCUAUGGCUUGGUAGGACUUCACCCAUGUGGAGAUUUGGGUCCAUUGUUAAUAAAGCAUUUCAUAAAUUGCAAACAAGUUAAAUACAUCUGUGUUGUCGGCUGCUGUUUUAUGAAACUAACAUGCAAAGGAAAAGAGAGUGGGUAUCCCCUUAGUGAAUAUGUAAAGGGAUUGGACAGCAAAUUGUCUUAUGUUAGCAGAGAAAUUGCGUGCCAUGCCAUUGAAGUAUACUUGGAGAGACUGACGAAGGACAAUUAUAAUGAUUUGAAGGUUCAUGCUUACCGAGCAGCUCUAGAGAGGAUUCUAGUAGAGCACGACCCAAAGCUGAAGCACGCACCCGUCAGGAACAUCAAGCACUCCAACACCAUGACGUUUCACCAGUACAGCACGCUAGCGCUCGAGCGUCUCAACAUUCCCGUGGUCGAUGUGGCUCGCGGUGAAUCAGAUCUGCUGCAAUGGCGGCGCGUGGUUACGCUGUACACGCUUCGACUGGCUUUGGCACCUCUCGUCGAAACUGUGGUGUUGCUGGACCGCGUGCUGUACGUGCUUGAACAUGGUUUAUCCUGUGAGAUUCAUCCAGUAUUCGAUCCAAAGCUGUCACCUCGAAACCACAUCAUCGUAGGCAAGAGAACUUGACGGGCAGAAUUGGUAACUUUGUACCUUUUUAACCUUUUAACCAGGACUGUCUGUGUCUGUUAUAAGUGAGAGUUUAAAAAGCGCUGCUAUGCCAUUGCCAACAUUACUCAAAAUAAAAUUGAUAGCUAUUCAAAUAAAAAAAAAAUGAUAACUGGCCAAAGGGUUAAAAUGUGCUGAGAAUAUUUUAUUGGUAUAAGUUAUAAUUUUUUUUUUAUUGUGAUAAUCAAAUAGAAUGGAAGGAAAUAUAUACUUACGUAUUUUUUGAAUAUUUGUUUGAUUUCUAUUGCUUACGUCUGAAGGUAUUCACUUACUAAAUCUAUUGUAAUUACUUACACGUGUUAAAGUGAGGUAAGUCUUUAUAUACUAUAAGUUUCUAUAGGUAUAAUUGCUUUGAUAUGAUUAGUGAUUAUUUUACAAUCAGUAUCUAUACUAUUCACAUUCUCGAUUCUAUACACAUGGUCAAUACGAUUAAGUACUAUUUUAUAUCCGUCAAUUCAUUCAAGUUUAUGCUCAUACCUAAUUUAGAAUUUAAAAAAAUAUUUCAAUUUAAAUAUAAGGCAAAACGAUCCUUUGAUUUAUACGCCAAUAUUAAAAUAUCUAAAAUUCCUAUUACACUGUUACGUGAGUAAUUUUUAACCUCUUGACCGAGUUUACACAAAUGAAUUUUAGUCGCUAUUGUUACAUUUUAUUAUAAACUCAUUAUACUUGUAUCAAAUAAAUUUAAAUGAGCAAUUGAACUUGCCAAUAAUAUUUUUUGGUAGGUGUCGAUAAUGGAUUUUCGUAAACUGUAUAUAUAGCUUAAGUACAUUAUUACUCGAUUAUAUAUUUUCUUAAUAUAACAAAAUUCUAUAAACACUACCUAACUAUUUUUUGGCCUUUAUUCUUCAACCGACGUAAUUUUUUCAACCUAAUAUAAAUGUGAUAAGCUAACUAAUUUACAAUAAUUUUGUACGACAGGCAACUCCUAUAAAACUAAAUAUAUUGUUAAACUUAAAUCGAAGACACAAAAAUAUACCUAUACUUACAUAGAAAACUCUCACAUCUGUUAGACAAGUUUGAAGUAGAUAUAAUUGCAUAGCAUAUAAAUCGUUUAAUUCUUGCUACAACCGCUUAGAAAAGAAACAAAUAAUCUAGACAUCCUUCGCUGUCAGAGUCGCUUUAAUUUAGGUACUUAAAUGGUAAAACAGGUUAACCAGUUUAAAGGUCGCGUGGUAUGAUGGUAUUGAUGGUCCAUGAUAGUUCAUUUUUAUAUGGAGUAGGUAGCUGUCACGAGUGUGAGUGCGUAAAAUGUUUGUAGUCAUAUUUAGAAGUACCGUUAAAAACCUACUAAUAAAAAUACGCCAAGAAACUCUCGAGACCAUCAUUCGAUGCGAGAGGUAUAAGACUGGAAUGUUUUGCUCAUGGAAGUCAAAAAGGUAUCAGAUGCAAGAGCUUUCUCUAGACAUUCAUCCCUGAUUCCCUAUUCUUUCUUUUCUGAACAUUACUUUCCUUCAAGCAAAUCGCAUCAAUAAUCCAAGGUCGAGUCGCAGUGAUCACGCGUUAGCAGGGGGCUGGGGCAGCAUCGGCGCUGGUUCUUCAUCAGAAUCGUCAGAGUGGACACGAGUGAAGCGCCGUCGUUCGAGCAGCCGGCGUAGUUUGAACUCGCCGUGCCCGUACUCCCAGCGACGUCGCGUCACGCCUUUGCGACCUAUUGAACCAGACUUUUGAAGUAGGGAAUUUAUUUGGCCUAGGCUAUAUCGGCCAUCUAAUAACCAUUUCUU